AUGUUCCAGAGCAACCACGUACUCAAUACGCAGGCAAUGGAGGAGAGCACCCGGUCCCAGCAGAUGUUCUCCCUAUCAGCGGCGAGAUGUAAUAACCAGUCCUGGCAGAAUCACGUACCCAAGUAUGUAGGAAUGCAGCACCUGAUGCCUGUCAUUUGCAUGCGUGGCUCUCACUCUCGGAGUGUGGUGGUGACCAAACACCCAAACAGUACAUAUCAAGCACCAAAUUUCUGGACAGAAUUCCGUCGUUCUACGCAGAACACGAGUAACACGCAAACGCGAUUCGACGCGGGAAUGUUUGACGACCAGGCUCUUCGGGGUUGCUCUGCCAGCUGA
Messenger RNA from Thermothelomyces thermophilus ATCC 42464, 336 nucleotides. RefSeq lists its product as uncharacterized. The transcript has 4 exons. The record is from RefSeq and is a predicted model, not a curated record. NCBI's taxonomy places the organism in Eukaryota, Fungi, Ascomycota, Sordariomycetes, Sordariales, Chaetomiaceae. Bases 1 to 336 code for a protein of 111 amino acids.